AUGAACCGGCUCAAGGAGACGAUCUUUAGGAACCAGAAGUAUCAGCCCAACCUGCAGGGCCAGGCCUUCGACAACCUGUGCCGGCAGGCGACUGCCAAGACGCUGAAGGAGCCCGACGCGGAGCUGCACCGCGAGAUUGAGUUGGCCAUCAACGACAAGGAGUCAGGGCCUGUCGAACCUCAGGAAUUGGUGUCUGUAUUGAGGAAGAGGCUACGGUCAGACAACCCUCACAAGCAGUACCUGGCUGUGCACUUAACAAAGCACAUCCUGGCCAAAUGUACCACCAGAGUGAAGGCCGAGAACAUUUUCGCAGAGAUUUUGUUCGAGGUGGCAGUCGUUGCUGCCAGUCCAUCGAGGCCAGAGACCCCUGAGGCGAAAAUUGCAAAGAAGGCCGCGUUUGAUGUCCUAAGGGGCAACGGCAAAGCUGGCCAGGCAGCAUUCAGGGCUGUCACAGGCUUGGGGUACAGCCAACAUUGGGAUCCAGAAACACGGAUGUACACCUCUGCUCCACUGUCGGCCCGAUCGGGAGGGGAGCCAAGCAAAGAUGCAAAGUCACCAAGACAGACAGCGUCGCCUAGGAAGGACGGACAGGCAUCGCCUGGGGGGAGAGCUGAGACCAUAAAAAAACUCAAGCAUGCAACUCAGCUAGCAAAAUCGCACACAGAGGUCUUUCAAGACAUGCUGAUGCACACAGAGCCAGGCCUGCUGGAGAAUGGUCUAAUCGAAGAGCUGCUUGGAGAGCUUGAGGGCUUGAAGCAGGAGACGCCUGCCCUCAUUCAGCAGCUCAGCGGCAAGGAGGGGCCAGACACAGAGGUCGUUCUGGCAUCGGCCCUUGAGGCCCUCGAUGGAGUCAAUGUUGCGAUGACACUGUACAAGGCUGUCAAGGAGGGGCGCACAAAGGAGGUGCAGGAAAACAAGGCAGCAACCCAAGAGAAGCAGGAGUCUUUCUCGUUUCUUGAUUUGAGUGAGCCUUCUGUCAUGCCUGGUGGAGCCACUGCUCCUGCCAGCAGUGCCAAGCCUGCCAGCACCACUCCCAACGUCGAUCCGUUUGGACUGGGGCAGCUGGAGGAUGGCCUUGCAGAUGCCUUUGCAGACUUAGCAGUACAACGAGCGCAGGAGGUCGCCAACGCCUUCCAACCCACUGCUGGCGCCUCCCCAGAGCCCACAGGCAACCCUUUCAUGGGUGGAACCCUGCCCGCCUUUCCGACGAACCCCAACCCUUUCGCCCCAGCUGCUCCUACAACAGCACCAGUCCGCCAGCUGGGUCGUCAGAUAUCAGCGCCAGAGGCCCGCAUGCAGGAGUACCAGGGACAUGCCUCGAUGCCGCAUGUCGGCCAGCCGAUGGGCAUGAUGAACAUGGGCGGCUCCGGGUCCAUAAUGCAGUCCAAUCCCCGUGCGCUUUCAAGGUCGGCCACUCAGACUCGGGCUCCCAGCCCCACCCUGAGUUCACUGGACCCCUUUGCGGAGCUAGCUGCGACACCGCCCAGAGCGGUGGCGCGCGGGAAGCCUAUGAUGGGGAUGAUGGGACAGCCGCGGCCACUUGCUCAAGGGGCCAGCAAUGCGAUGAACGGCAUGCCGCCCUGUCCCAGCAACCAGCCCCUGGGCAUGCGGAUGACGCCAGGACCGAUGCUGAACACCACCAUCGGUGGGAACGGGAAUGUCAGGGGGGCCAUGGCAGGCUUUGGGCCGCCGCCCCAGCAAUCACCUGGCCUGAACAUGGCUGGCGGCCAUCAACUGGGGGGUGGCCAGUGGAGGUGA
Messenger RNA from Ostreobium quekettii, 1758 nucleotides. The record is from the annotation of a GenBank genome assembly. NCBI's taxonomy places the organism in Eukaryota, Viridiplantae, Chlorophyta, Ulvophyceae, Bryopsidales, Ostreobiaceae.